AUGACGGGCCAACAAAGCAGCUGGUGGUCUCGAGUGAGCGGUACAGGCAAAGUCGGCUUCGACAAGGCCUGGAAUCUCGUCGACAAACUCGGUGCUCCCGUAAACAAACUGAGCAACAAGCUGGGCUCUGAAGCCUUCUGGCCCACCACCCUCGACAAGGAGAGCGACAAGGCCGCGCGCAUCCUGCGCAGUUUUUGCAAGGAUGGCUUCUACCAAGAAGAAACAACCGCGACUGCCGACGGUCCCAAAGCAAAGCAAAGAGUCCUCAAACGCAUUCCACCAGAGGUCAUCAAGAAUGCAAAAGGCCUCGCCAUCUUCACAACCAUGCGCACCGGUCUCUGGAUCUCGGGCGCCGGUGGUUCCGGUGUUUUGGUCGCGAGAACUCCAGACGGCAGUUGGUCGCCCCCUUCAGGCAUCAUGCUUCACACUGCCGGCCUUGGUUUCUUGGUCGGUGUCGACAUUUACGACUGUGUAGUCGUCAUAAACUCCCAAAAGGCCCUUGACGCUUUCUCCAAAAUCAGAUGCACCUUGGGUGGAGAAGUCAGCGCUGUCGCCGGACCUGUGGGUGCAGGCGGCGUGCUCGAAACCGAAGUCCACAAACGACAAGCCCCCAUAUUUACCUAUUUGAAGUCGCGUGGCUUCUACGCUGGUGUUCAGAUCGAUGGUACCGUUGUCAUUGAAAGAACCGACGAGAAUGAGCGCUUUUACAAUGAAAGGAUCUCUGUCGGCGACAUUUUAGCUGGCAAGGUCCGCCAUCCCCCCUACGAAUGCCGCCCUCUUCUUGAGACUAUCAAAGCCGCUCAAGGCGAUAGCAACGUCGACCAAUCUGUUCUCCCAUCUGCCCCGCCGCCGAGUGACUUGGAUAUCGAGAAUCCCGAUCACUUGUUUGGCAUUCCUGACAAAGAAGACCCCGACCCGUACGGCGUCCUGGCUCUUGAGAAAGAAGGAAUGAGCAUUCGCGAAGCAGGAACACAAAAACGAGCCAGCUGGGAACAGUUCAAUUUCCAGCCUGCCCCGACUAGCCCUAUAUUCAACACCUUUAGUCGACAGAGCUUGGACAAGAAUGGCAACCGCAAUCGCAGCAGUAGCAAUUCUACAUGGAAGAAUUCUAACCUCUCACAAACUGCCAUUUCGACUGCUAGCACAGCAGUCGAGCAACCCAAGCGCACAAGUGUCACACGCUCCAUGUCGGACAUGUGCACACAAACAGAUUUUCCCGAACCUAUCAGCCCACGCGUGGGCAGCUUCCGCAGCCGCCAAAGCAGUCUCCACGAGAUUGCCGAGGACAGCACUGUUGCCUCUGAGCAGCGUCCUAAGAUCGCUCGCAACACGAGCUCGCACUCCAGCCGUUCAAGCCCGAGACGUUCUUCAUUCCGCUCGUCGCAUCGCCGCACUGACAGCGGCAGCGACUCACGCUCAGAUUCACCGCCACAACAGGCGACCCCCGCAAAACCAGAACACAAGGAUAUUGCAGAAGAAAGCUUUGAUGAUGUUGAUGCAGACGGUGAGGACACCGCUGACGAAGCCGUUAUCGAAGAGCCUGUCGUGCACUCGGUUCAGAAGGCUACAGCCCCUCAAUUCAUCUCUCGUGCUCGUCUUGUUGAGGUCCCCAAGCGUAUCGCACCAAAACUCCCUCCUCGCAAUCCCAAUCGUGGCAACGGUCCAGUAGUAAUUGGCGCCGAAUCUGGAACCCCACGACCUUCUUCCGCAGAGUUCUCAAGCCCUGCAGAGUCACCCCUCAAAACCAACAAGCCUGACUGGAGUGCACCUGCCAGUCCUAACAAGCUGGAUGCUGACAGUCCCGGAUUUGAUCUUGGAACAGCACAGAAGAAAUGA
This is a messenger RNA of Aureobasidium melanogenum CBS 110374, 1836 nucleotides long. RefSeq names its product DUF500-domain-containing protein. Gene Ontology annotation, molecular function: phosphatidylinositol binding. The coding region runs from base 1 to 1836 and encodes 611 amino acids. The record is from RefSeq and is a predicted model, not a curated record. The transcript is spliced from 4 exons. NCBI's taxonomy places the organism in Eukaryota, Fungi, Ascomycota, Dothideomycetes, Dothideales, Saccotheciaceae.